AUGCCUAGCACCACUGCUACAGGUGACUUUGGCCCAGCGCCGCCUGGAGUAGAUCUGGCAAAGAACCAGACAGGAAACUUGUUGGGGGCAGUUAUUCCUGUAGCGGUACUCGGGACCACUGCAGUUAUAUUGCGAUUAGCUGCGCCGAUGAAGUCCAAAGAGUCGAGAAAAUUAGCUAUUGAUGACUACCUAAUCAUUGCAGCGCUGCUAUUUUCUUGGGGCACAGCAAUAUCCUGCUUCAUAAGCCCCUUAGGCAUUCCGUAUGGCAAUGGUUAUCAUUUGCAGUCUUUGACCAAAGCGGAGUUUAUUACUGUUUGGAAAAUCCUUUUUGCCUACGUUAUGAUUUACGCCACAGCCGUCACCUUCACCAAAUCCUCCAUUGUAUUCUUUUACCGCCGCAUCUUCAACUUUCGCUGGUCAUUAGGCUUUUGCAUGUUCUUGGUCCUUGGGUACUGGGCCACCAUUAUCAUCACGGUUGCAGUGGCCUGUAGACCACUGCCAUAUUUCUGGCUGGUCUAUACUGACCCAACAGCCAUUGGUGUAUGCAUUGAUGUGCCCACAUUCUUUUUUGGUAAUGGAAUUGGUGCCAUGUUGAUUGAUGUGAUAAUAUUGUGUAUGCCGAUGCCAACAAUUUACAAGUUGCAGAUGCAAUUGUCGCAGAAGGUAGCGGUCAUGGGCAUUUUACUCUUGGGAAGUUUCGUUUGCGUGGCAAGUAUUUGCCGAAUCAUCGCACUGCAGAAAAAUACCAGAGGAACAGAUGCUACAUGGACCAUGGCACCUGUCUUUAUCUGGUCGUGCGUGGAACCCUUUGUUGGCAUCAUCUGCGCAUGUCUCCCUACCUUUGGACCAUUCUUUCGUCGAUGGUGGACCAAGGUCCGGACAGGGCGUUCAUCAAAUAGUCGCAGUACCGAUCCAAGCGCCGAACAUCCAUCUGCUACAACGACCUGGCUCCGGAAACCCCGAGCAAGAAAGCCACCCAAGGACUCAUUAUUCAGUAUCAAUGACUUUGGCUGUAUAGAUGAAGUCCAAUUAAUGAACGAUAUAAAUGCCACUCGGUCGUUGAGGGACGAGGCUGUAAGUGACCAUCAAGAUGUGGAGCGAGGAGAUUCCAGUGGCAUUACAGUCCAACAAGAUGUGGAUGUAACAUGGGACAAGUAUAAAUCGGGGAAAAAACGCUGA
Molecule: messenger RNA, 1179 nt
Organism: Penicillium hordei
Lineage: Eukaryota; Fungi; Ascomycota; Eurotiomycetes; Eurotiales; Aspergillaceae
Exons: 4
Coding region: 1-1179 (392 amino acids)
Source: RefSeq, a predicted model, not a curated record